Molecule: messenger RNA, 762 nt
Organism: Sclerotinia borealis F-4128
Lineage: Eukaryota; Fungi; Ascomycota; Leotiomycetes; Helotiales; Sclerotiniaceae
Source: the annotation of a GenBank genome assembly
AUGCCGGUAAUCAAUACCUUCUUCGAUUGUAAAGUGGUUGAAAAUAUCCCAGACAAGAUGAGAAAUGGAAUUUGUGCUCAUAGAGUAUUGAAAGCUGUAUAUCUGAUUGUUUCCAAUCCGAGACACAUGGUCUUUGGAUCCAAGAACGAGAUUACAAAGGAAUCAAUCAAGUCGAUGUGGGAGACCCAGCGAUCUGAUGGAGCUCUUCCAUCAAGCACCGAUGAAGCCAAUUUCGAGGACAAAUUAUACUCUGUCCCCCUUCAGCAAGGAACUUUCGUCGAUGUUCGCCUUGUCAGAGAUGUUGCAGAAAGUGAUGAGAUUACCAUAUCGUACUGUGCCCUUGAUGAAUCGCUUGUUCACCCUUGUGUCUACGGCUCGCCCUUCUACCAAGCCAUUAAUAUGAGCCGACGCAUGAUCAGAGCUAUUGGAGAAGACAUCAAAUACACAGAUCGGCGCAACACCCAACACGGAGAGCAUGUUCUGAAAGGAAUGGUUGCUUUAUGGACUAGCACGGUAGAACAGGAGUGGGCUUUACCUUUUUUAUGGGAGAUUGGACCUCUACGCAAGAAAACUUUCAAGAGCGCCCGAAUGAUAACAUUUUCCAUCACACCACCAUGCCACUAUACCACCAUACCACCAAACACUGCACAUGCCAUCAUACAAACAUUGCAUCUCAACGAUGCCAAAAGAAUAACAUUUUUCCUCGUAUCAUCGGACGAUCAUGCGAAUUCUGUAUCUCUGAACGUUCUUCAGAAGGCCUAG